AUGCCUAGCUACAUACAGUUCUGCCAGUCUGGUGAACAUCGUUCAGCGGUAAUCGCUCUCUUUCGAGCACUUCUGAAACAAUGCAGAGCGGCUCCUAUUCCUGAGCUUGAUCGUAUCGCUUUACAACACGUCGUGCGACAUGGUUUCCGAAAGAACAAGAAAGCCAACAGUAAUCAUCAACUGAGAUAUGCUUUCUUGGCUGGUUAUGAGGGCCUCGAUCGCCUCGAUGCGGCCAGUUCAGGCUGCCCUGCUGCCAUUGACAGCACAUUACAACUUAUCGAGAAAAUCCACCCCAAGCUGAAGACUCCCAUGCUCCAGAAACCUAAAAAAGUCAAAGAUUUAGCUAAGUCUGUUCAACCGAGGGCACCCCUUCCCAAAGGCCAACAAGAACACGAUGUGCGCCCACGACCCUUCGAAUCUUUCAACGGCCCGCGCAAUGUUCCCACCCUAGUUGCAGCCGGGUCCGAUAUGCUCACGUUCAUUCAAUUCAAAAAACCGCAGCCACCUAGUCUUUCGCGCGCAAUAAGGUACCAACAAUUGUACAAAUUAGAGAUCAUCAACACGCGGAUUGCGCUACGAGAUUGGCAUAUCCCGCUCGCUGAACAAGAGGACUUAUGGGAGCAUAAUCUACGACAAAUAAGUGGGCUGCGGAGUACAGAUCCUUUCGACAAUAUCCAAUAUAACAAAGUCAUGCGCCAUUAUGAUCACCUACUCGUUCAGGAACUGGCCGCAUUCCAUUCGAGACAUAUGGCGCAUAGGGACAGGUUGAAGGCAAUUAUAGAAGAGGAAUCGAGGUUGGCGAAGGAGGAGCAGGCGGCAUAUCCAGACAUGCCGGUGAGGGUCAGAAAGGAUCGGGCAAAGAGAAGGCUGAUACCAGCAGAAAUACACGACAGCCAGAAGAUGUGGGUUCAGAGGGUGGGGAGAAGCCGAAGGAUCAAGCUAUUCUGA
Messenger RNA from Pseudovirgaria hyperparasitica, 948 nucleotides. RefSeq lists its product as uncharacterized. The record is from RefSeq and is a predicted model, not a curated record. The transcript is spliced from 3 exons. Bases 1 to 948 code for a protein of 315 amino acids. NCBI's taxonomy places the organism in Eukaryota, Fungi, Ascomycota, Dothideomycetes, Acrospermales, Acrospermaceae.